Molecule: messenger RNA, 1611 nt
Organism: Talaromyces marneffei
Lineage: Eukaryota; Fungi; Ascomycota; Eurotiomycetes; Eurotiales; Trichocomaceae
Exons: 4
Coding region: 1-1611 (536 amino acids)
Molecular function (GO): heme binding; iron ion binding; monooxygenase activity
Source: RefSeq, a predicted model, not a curated record
AUGCCACGUCUAGCGCUCCUUGGUGCCGUGGCGGCACUUGCUUUGCUGGUUUUCCGUCUGCUAUCCAUUGGUCGACGACCCAAGAACUAUCCCCCAGGACCUCCGACCUUGCCUCUUCUUGGUAAUAUUCAUCAGAUGCCCACUCGUGAUGCCCAUCUUCAGUUUCAAAAAUGGGCUGAAGAAUAUGGGCCGAUCUACAGUCUUAUUCUCGGAACCAAAACCUUGAUAGUGCUGUCUAGUGACGAAGCUGUCAAAGAUCUUCUAGACAAGCGAAGUGGAAUCUACUCGCAUAGGCAGGAGAUGUACAUUGGGCAAACACUAUGCAGUGGAGACCUUCGUUUGCUUAUGAUGGGAUACGGUCCAACUUGGCGAGGAUUUCGAAAAAUGGUUCACGGACUCCUUAACGUUGUUACCUCCAAGUCCUAUGUACCGUAUCAGAUGCUCGAGAACAAGCAGAUGAUGUAUGAGUUUCUGACCGAGCCUGAGCGGUUCCUGUACAGCAUUCGUCGCUACUCCAAUGCUCUGACCACCACCAUGGUCUUUGGAUGGCGAACACCGACCUACGAGGACGAGAAAAUGAAGCAGCUGUUUGAUGGCUUCUCUGAAUUCGCUGAAAUUAACCAGACAGGAACAGCUGCUCUUAUUGACUUCUUUCCCUUGCUGAGAAGGCUUCCAGAUUUCAUGCUUCCAACGCAAAAGAAGGCUAAGGAACUUCACAAGCGAGAAAAGGCCCUGUAUCUUGGCCAUUAUCUGCGAGCAAAAAAGGAUAUCCGCGACGGAAAGAUCAAGCCCUGUUUCUGCGUGGGUCUGGCUGAGGCUCAAAAGUCAGAUGGUUUCAGCGAUGAUCAGGCUGGAUAUAUUUCGGGAACUCUGCUAGAGGCUGGCUCUGACACCACUUCCAGCACACUAUAUGCAUUUGUUCAAGCGAUGCUGCUCUUCCCGGAUGUGCAACGCAAGGCCAAGGAGGAAAUAGACCGCGUCGUCGGUCCCGAUCGCAUGCCGACAAUGGAUGACGAGCAGAACCUGCAGUAUGUCCGCGCUUGCAUGAAAGAAACCCUGCGUUGGAUGCCCACGACUAUUCUCGGCGCGGUACCCCACGCCGUCACCCAAGAUGACGAGUAUAUGGGCUAUCUCAUUCCAAAGGGAGCUGGUGUCAUGAACAACGUGUGGGGUAUCCACCACGACGAGAACCGCCACCCUCAUCCUCGAAGCUUUAACCCUGAUCGGUACAAGGACGACCGUCAAAGCCUAGCUGAAGCCGCCGCCAAUCCUGAUGCAUCCAAGCGAGACCAGUUUACUUUCGGCGCCGGUCGCCGGAUUUGUCCUGGUAUUCACAUUGCGGAGCGAAGCCUAUUUCUGGCAAUUUCUCGUAUAAUGUGGGCCUUCGACGUUGAGCCAGCGCUGGAUAAAAACGGACAGCAGAUCUUGCCUGACCCUGAUCGAUUGACCCAAGGGUUUGUUUGUAUGCCAGAGGAAUAUCCAGCUCGUAUUACGCCCCGGUCAAAGGCUAAAGCAGAUAUGAUCGUCAAGGAGUGGAAGACAGCAGAGCGACAGUGCUUAGAUCCGGAGACGAAGCAAUGGUUGCUCUCGCCCGUGGAAUCAGUAGCCUGA